Molecule: messenger RNA, 4109 nt
Organism: Anolis sagrei ordinatus
Lineage: Eukaryota; Metazoa; Chordata; Lepidosauria; Squamata; Anolidae
Gene: TBCD
Product: tubulin folding cofactor D
Biological process (GO): post-chaperonin tubulin folding pathway; tubulin complex assembly; adherens junction assembly
Cellular component (GO): lateral plasma membrane
Molecular function (GO): beta-tubulin binding; GTPase activator activity
Source: RefSeq, a predicted model, not a curated record
GGUGGGCUCCACCCACUUGGCCGUGCCUCAGCUCUGUCGUUUCCAGGCAUUUUGACCCUCGUGGGGAGCCGUACUGAAGAGGCCCGGCUCUAGCAGGCGGCAACAAGAAAUAUUGUCGCUGAGAGAAAGAUUUGUUUGGAGCAUAAAAUGGUUUUAAAUGAGAUGGACAAUGGAGGAUCUGAACAAGAGGACAACCGAUUGCUGGAGCCUGAUGUCAUUGCCAAAGGAAACAUCCUUGAGAGUUUUACAGAGAAUAAAGAAACACAGGAGAUGAUUCAUAAUCUCAGAUUAGUGCAUGAAAAUCUGGCAUUGCGAGAAGCAGUACUUGAAAAAUUUAAAGUUAUAAUGGACAAGUACCAAGAACAGCCUCAUCUUUUGGAUUCUCAUUUAGAGUGCAUGCUGAAGUUGCUAUUAGAUAUUAUCCGAGAUGAAUCUUCUCCCCCAUCUUUAAUUCAUCUGGCCUUUCAAUUUCUCUACAUCAUUUCAAAGGUUCGAGGAUAUAAAACAUUCCUACGACUGUUUCCUCACGAGGUAGUUGAUAUGCAACCUGUUUUGGAUAUGCUUGUGUGUCAGAAUCCAAAAGACUAUAUGACCUGGGAGACUCGAUACAUGCUCUUGUUAUGGUUGUCUGUAACAUGCCUGAUUCCAUUUGAUUUGGCACGGCUGGAUGGAAAUAUCUCUUCCAUAGAAGGAGGCUCUCGUGCAUCAACAAUGGACCGUAUCCUCACAGUGGCAAAAUCUUACCUUAUUGUGAGUGACAAGUCACGAGAUGCAGCUGCAGUCUUGGUCUCAAAGUUUAUAACCCGCCCUGAUGUCAAACAAAAAAGAAUGGCAGACUUCCUGGACUGGACCCUUUCAACCUUGUCUAAAUCCUCCUUUCAGACGAUGGAGGGGGCUAUUGUAAUGGAUGGCAUGCUUCAAGCCCUGGCACAACUUUUUAAACAUGGAAAAAGAGAAGACUGUUUACCAUAUGCUUCUACUGUGCUUGAAUGCCUUGAUAAGUGCAAGCUGUCUGAAAGUAAUCAAACACUUCUUCGCAAACUGGGAGUGAAACUCGUUCAGCGACUUGGCCUGACAUUUCUUAAGCCAAAGGUGGCUAAGUGGAGGUAUCAGCGGGGUUUCCGAUCUUUAGCUGCAAACCUGCAGUUUUCUGGUGAUGGCCCUAUUACACAGAAAACCGAUAAUGCAGGUGCUGUCAAAAAAGAGGAAGAAGAGGAAGAAGAAUAUGAUAUUCCAGGAGAGGUUGAAAACGUUGUAGAGCAAUUGCUGAUUGGAUUGAAAGACAAGGAUACAAUUGUAAGAUGGUCUGCUGCAAAGGGGAUUGGCAGACUGACUGGAAGGUUACCGAAAGAGUUAGCUGAUGAUGUGGUUGGAUCUGUGUUAGAAUGCUUCAGUUUUCAGGAAACUGACAGUGCUUGGCAUGGUGGAUGUUUGGCUCUAGCUGAAUUAGGAAGAAGGGGGUUGUUGCUACCUUCCCGACUCCCUGAUGUUGUCCCUGUGAUUCUAAAAGGACUGACCUAUGAUGAGAAGAGGGGAGCUUGCAGUGUCGGCUCUAACGUUCGGGAUUCGGCUUGCUAUGUUUCAUGGGCUUUUGCUCGUGCCUAUGACCCUGUAGAACUGAGACCAUUUGUUCAGCAAAUUGCAAAUGCCCUGGUUAUAGCUGCUGUAUUUGACCGUGAUAUUAACUGCAGAAGAGCAGCUUCGGCUGCCUUCCAGGAGAAUGUUGGUAGACAGGGUACAUUUCCACAUGGAAUUGACAUUUUGACUGCAGCUGAUUAUUUUGCUGUUCGUAACAGAGCUAAUUGUUUCCUUAAUAUCAGUGUAUAUAUUGCUGGAUUUCCUGAGUAUACACAGCCAAUGAUCGAUCACUUGGUUCAGAUGAAGAUUAACCACUGGGAUGGAGUUAUUCGGGAAUUGUCAGCCCAAGCUCUGCAUAAUCUCACAGCACAGGCCCCUGACUAUAUGACAGAUGAAGUUUUACCAAAACUGCUAUCACUGGCAGUUGGCACAGAUCUUCAUACUCGUCAUGGAGCGAUUCUGGCCUGUGCUGAGAUUACCCAUGCCUUGAGCCAAAUAGCAGAAGAAAAUAAAAGAUCUAUUUCAUCAUAUUUAAAUGAGAAAAUCUUGGAAGGACUUAAACAGAUCCAUUUGGAGCUUUACCAUCGUCAGCAAUAUAGGGGUUUAGGUGGCGAACUAAUGAGACAAGCUGUGUGCACUUUGAUUGAAAAGUUAUCACUUUCAAAAAUGCCCUUUAAAGAAGAUCCCAUAAUUGGUGGCUGGCAGUGGCUGAUAAAUGAUAGUUUACAAAGUCUCCAUCUCGUUUCAAGCAAUGCAAGACAACAAAUAAAAGAAUCAGCUGUCUCUGCUUUAGCUGCUCUGUAUGAUGAAUAUUAUUGCACUGGAGAGGAAGAUGCAAAUCCAGCUCAGCAAGAUCAACUGGUGAAACAGUACAUUUCAGGCCUCCAAAGCCAUGAGGAAAUGGUUCGGUGUGGCUUUUCUCUAGCCUUGGGUGCAUUUCCUAAGUUUCUUCUUAAAGGCAAAUUCCAUGAGGUUUUAGAAGGUUUGAAGAGAGUAACUUCAAUUUCCCCUGAAACUCUGAGCUUUGCUCAAUCCAGAAGAGAUGGAUUGAAAGCCAUUUCAAAAGUUUGUCAGACAGUUGGUGUGAAAGGAGACGGCUCGCCAAAUGAAUAUGUAUGCAAAAAUAAUGUUGCACAGAUAUACAACAUAUUGCUGGAUGGCCUCAAUGAUUACACAACAGACAGUCGUGGUGACGUUGGAGCAUGGGUGAGACAAGCUGCUAUGACCAGUUUAAUGGAAGUGACGCUGUUACUAACUCAGACUGAACCAGAGUUAAUCGACACUGAUGUCUCCAAACAGAUUAUGUGCUGCGUGGCUCAGCAGUCAGCGGAAAAAAUUGACCGGUUUCGAGCUCAUGCAGGAUCCAUCUUUCUCACGCUUCUGUACUUCAGCAACCCUCCUGUCCCCCACAUCCCCCACCGAGAAGAAUUAGAGAAGAUAUUUCCAAGAUCAGAGGCCAUAACAUUCAAUUGGAAUGCAGCAGCCCAAGCUUUUCCUAAAAUCACACAACUUCUGGGUUUAGCAUCGUAUCGUUACCAUGUCCUAACAGGUCUGACUGUGUCUGUCGGUGGACUGACCGAAUCAACAGUGCGGCACUCAUCCCAAAGUCUGUUUGAUUAUCUGAAGAAUAUUCAGAAUGACAUGGAUGCUAUGAAUAGCUUUUGUGAGACACUCUUACAAGUUUUUGAAGACAACCUUCUGAAUGAUAGAAUAUCUGUACCACUCUUAAAAAUGCUGGACCAGAUACUGGCGAAUGGUUGCUUUGAUAUCUUUGUAAAUGAAGAAAACCACCCAUUUCCAAUGAAGUUACUUAAACUUUGUAAAGAAGAGAGUCGGAGAUCAAAAGAUGUCCAGAAACUCCGCUCCAGCAUUGCAGUUUUUUGUGGCCUGGUCCAGUUUCCAGGAGACAUGAGAAAACAAGUUCUGUUUCAGCUCUUCCUCCUCCUUUGUCACCCAUUUCUAGUUAUUAGGACGACGACAGCCAGUCAGGUUUAUGAAAUGCUGAUCACCUACAGCGAUGUUGCUGAACCAGAUGUUAUUGAAGAGGUCAUGACAAUUUUGAGCGACACCAACUGGGACACAGACCUGACAUUGCUGAGGAAGCAGCGUAACUACUUAUGUGAUUUAAUGAAAGUGCCGAAACCACAAUUGGUAACCAAGAAAAAAUAACUGGAAACUCGUGGACUUUGACAAUGAAGAUUCCCAAAAUCUGUACAUCCAAAGGAGAAAGCAGAUUUUGACUUGGCAACCUGAGCAACUGUAGGGUGUGAAUAGGUGAAAGAGAACAAGUGACAGCCCCACAGGCCUGCUUUUGGAAGCUCUGUGCAUAAUGGAGGAUUUCUUUUAAAACAGAUUUUUUUUUUGUUAACUAAACUUAAGUCUGUUAGUACUAUUUCCAUGUCUGUAGCCACAAGAUGGCAGUUUGCACACAUAAUUUUCUCUUGUCGUUGAAAUUUGUUAUGCAUACCAAUCACUGAUAUUUUGUGUUUCUUUCUCAAAAUUGAAUUAAAAUAUCUAUUGGGCAGUGCAAA